This is a messenger RNA of Magallana angulata, 2107 nucleotides long. RefSeq lists its product as uncharacterized. The record is from RefSeq and is a predicted model, not a curated record. Lineage: Eukaryota; Metazoa; Mollusca; Bivalvia; Ostreida; Ostreidae. The transcript is spliced from 8 exons. The coding region runs from base 1 to 1764 and encodes 587 amino acids.
AUGAUCGGAGCAAAAGAGAAAAUGAUCCCAAACAUGAAUAAGAGGAAAAGAGUUGAGUCCGCCUCUGUGGGGGAAGACGCCUCCAGUUUCUACAAGAGGCUGGGACUGGACAUACUGACCCCAUCCUCCACUUCCGGCCUGUCUCAGCAGACUGGACUGAACACUAAGAGCCAUGUGCAUCGAACCUGCCGUACAGCUUCUCAAACAUCUAAUGCCACCCAAAGAUCUGACAACGGGGUUCCACAAUGGGUCCAGUCUCAUCAGAGAGACAAUCAAACUAACACUGCCAGGACUUCCUACACAAGUCAGCAUGUAGGGUCCGAGUCAGUAGUGACCAGUCUGUCCCAGAAUGUACCCACUGGUCGUCCUGUUGGUGGCUACCAAUCUACCCACCGUCAUGGACAUGACUCAAACCAUGCUCAACACUCAAACUAUGGACAUUGGAAGCAGUCCAGCCAUGCUAAUGAACACCAGUCAAAUCAUGCUCAAGGAAACGUGUCAACUCAUGCUCAUGGGCACCAACCAAGACAGUCUCAUGGGCACCAAUCUUACCACCAUGGGCACCAGUCUACUCAUUCCAGUGUGAACCAAGCACGCCGUGCACAAACCAAGACUGACUUUGACAAUGAUGGCGCUUUUUGUUGGUCACGACGAGAUCCACUUCAAAUUCAUGAUCUGUCACAACCAAGAUUUGACAGACCAGUCAGGAAAGAGCCUCAAGUCAAGCCAAUCGACAAGUAUGCGCCUCCGGACUACCUAACCAUCAUGUAUCACCCGACGCCGACUCUAGAGGACCUGGGACUGACCAGCUAUUUGGACAGUCCCCCCUCGUCACCGAGACCUUUGUCACCCGUCAGAGAUUCUGAGCAGAGUGUGACAGCGGCAACUACCGAGUCAGAACAAACUGACAAAACAGCGGCUGUAAGCUGGAAGCAGGCUGAUGCAAUAACGACACUUAGCUUUAAGCAGACUGAUACAAAAGCUGCAGGCUCUAGGAUAACUGAUACAUUACUUCCUUGGAAGCUGAUAAGGAUCACCAUCCCAGAUCAGGACGUCAAGCCGGCUGUACAUCUGGAGGGAAGUCAUGUUGGUGAUCCACGUCUUCUGUUUGGGAGACGAUCAAGGGGACAACUCAAUAAGAGGGGAGGCAGUGUUUGUGUGGGACAAUCACAAUUUAACAACAAGGAAGGCAUUGUUUGUGACACACGCCAUGGUUUGGCUGCUUCGCAACCGUCGGUUCACCAAUUCCUGGAGUCUCAGUCGUCUGCUCUGACUGGACCAAACGAUGCAAAAAGAAAGGGACCGGAGCCUAAUGCAGCUGAUAGACCUAAGAAAAAGUUGUGUGUCUGGUCAACGGUCACUGAGCAAUACGUGGCAGAGAGUUGUCAGUGUGAUAAUCAAGAGGCAAGACGUGACGCAGCGUACAGACGAUAUGGCUGUGACAGGCGUCCAUGUAUGCCUCAACAAUCAUAUGACGCAGAGCGUCACCAGGCAAACACCAAAUAUCAAUCACAACCUGCAAGGGAAGAGUCGUACGAUGAGAUGCUUGCUCGUCAGAAAGCCAGACAGAACGAGCGUCAACAUCUGAAAGCUGCUGUCCAGACUCCAAAACUCACCAACAGUGUCCGCUCCACCUUAAACACUCAUACUGGCAAUAAGGUUCCACAGACGUCCGAACCCGCUGUCUCUCUGGACCUGUUUGGUGGGAUGUCGCCAUUUAGUUGUUGGAAUCGGACAGCUCCGGAAGACCCGAGGUUCUCCUAACUUCCGGUCUUUCUAAUGUUGUGGAGCUGUUUCCUGAAGCGUUUAUACAUGAAUGGAAUGAACUACUUUCAACUACUGUGUCUUUCAUGACGUUUUUGAUGCCCGUGGCAACCAAUCUGUGAUAUCAUGCGAUAUCUGUGAUAUCGUCUGUGAUAUCGACUAUGGUUGUGAUAAACUUUACAUGUUGUCUAUGACAGUAAUAUUUAUACUUUACAUGUUAUCUGUGACGGUGAUAAACUUAACAUGUUGUCUGUGACAACGUUUUUUAUCAUUACUUUGGGCACUGUGUGUCCAGAUGAAGUAACCGGUCAACCUAAUUCAGAUGGAAUUUCAAUCUGCUCAA